Umbelopsis ramanniana AG is the source of this 1812-nucleotide messenger RNA. RefSeq lists its product as uncharacterized. Gene Ontology annotation, cellular component: membrane. The coding region runs from base 1 to 1812 and encodes 603 amino acids. The record is from RefSeq and is a predicted model, not a curated record. Gene Ontology annotation, biological process: cell surface receptor signaling pathway. The transcript has 8 exons. Gene Ontology annotation, molecular function: transmembrane signaling receptor activity; protein binding. NCBI's taxonomy places the organism in Eukaryota, Fungi, Mucoromycota, Umbelopsidomycetes, Umbelopsidales, Umbelopsidaceae.
AUGAAGCAGUUAUUCGGCACUGCGACCCUGACUGCACUUAUUAUCCAGCUCUCAAGUAUGGCUGGCCAUGCAGUGGCUGUCGUAUCAUCUUCGGCGUCAUUAAUAACACAUCCUCUCACCAUUCCUACUGCAUCAAUCACUUCUUCUCAAGCAUCACCUACUGCAUCAAAUUCGUGCCUGGCUUAUCCUUCAACUGGCAUUUGUUCAGCAUACGUAAACUAUUCAGUAUAUAUGAACAAUACAUCAAUCAAGAUAACUGAAAUCAUGCUGGAAGAACUUGUAUAUCUUAAAAAUAACCUCAGCUCUGUAAAUCCACAGUGCGUGGAUGAUAUGUUCCGUUUCCAGUGUAGUCAAAUGUAUGCAAAGUGCGAUACAAGUUCAUCAGGCUUAUCAGAAAUUUUGCCUGCUUGCUUGUCUACCUGCAAUCAAGUGUUACAAACUUGCACGCAGACGUUGGCUUCUCUAGGAUAUUCCGGUUCCUUGCCGAACUGCAGCUCUCCAUCAUUUGUAUCUCGUCUUGCUCCAGCAAGUGACAGCAGCUGUAACAAUUUAACUUCGCAAGUAAACGCAAUCACUUCAAAUGCUAGCGCAACUUCGUUACCUGCCGGAUAUAUAUUACCAGAAUGCCCUGCACCAUUUUUAAAAGAUCCUCUCGCACAAGCUGGUACCAACAACUCUGUCAGCCCAGAUACCUGUUCCAACGGCUGCUGUGUUCCUUGUCCAGUGCAAGAAUACCUAUACCCCGAGGGAUGGAUUGUGAAGGGCUUUUUGGCCACGAAUAUUAUACGGACAAUAUCCACCAUUUGCACAUUCUUCUUAGUCGUCAGCUAUGCCAUUCUACCCGACAAACGAACGCAUCCCUCCCUCCUCAUAUUCGAAUUUCUGAUUGCUUUAUUCUUAUACAGCGGAUCUGUUUUGUUUUCCUUGGGAGAUCCAAAACGUAUACAAUGCUCCACUGAUAUCGUCAAUAGCACUCAAGAGAACAAUUUACUUUGCGCUGCUCAAGGCGCUAUCGUCAUUUACGGCACGUUAUCCAUGGCGCUGUGGGUCAGCGCAUUGAUUGUCAAUUUACAUCUUCACACCGUGUGGAAUUCGAAAUUUCUGGUUAACAAAUACAUAAUACUAAACGUCAUAUGCUGGGGUGGUCCUUUAAUUGUCACAGCCAUAACGUUGGCCUAUCAUCAGGUCAAAUUCGAAUUUGCCAAUCUAUGUUUGGUUUCAGCCGAUUGGAUUCAUCGACUAUUUUUUGAUCCUCUUGCCGCCAUUGUCAUCCCAAGUUGUGUGCUGCACUUGGCAACCUUCUUUCAUAUUGCCAGAAUUUCCAUGAAGGAGAGCUCAGAAUUUGAAAUGUCAGUCACUAAAAACAGCGUUACCAACUCACAUUUAAGUCGGCCAGCGGUAUCACAUCGUCGACACGUGGUUACAGCCGUGAAGAUCCAGUGGCGCGCACUUUUGCUAGCAGUCAAUGCUUUGAUCGCGUUUUUAUUUUAUUGGAUCUUUUACCUGAUACAAUUUCCCAAGCUGGCUGAUCUGCAAAACAACAAGGAAGUGUUGGCAGAAUGGGUAACUUGUAUGAUGACCAAACAGGAUCAAAACUAUUGCGCAAGUGUUAUUAGUAGCAAGCUACCACCGUUUCCGCUGAUGAUCUUGGCGGAGACUUGGAUUUCUACCAUCGGAAUCGUGGUGUUCAUCAUUUUUGGAAAGCGAUCCUUGUGGCGUGAAUGGAACGACUGGAUCUACGAGAUGCGCAUGCGGUUCAAAAAUAAGAAGCGACAAUACCCCAAACAUGAAGAUCAAUUUUUUGCAUUGUAA